This is a messenger RNA of Adineta steineri, 993 nucleotides long. NCBI's taxonomy places the organism in Eukaryota, Metazoa, Rotifera, Eurotatoria, Adinetida, Adinetidae. The record is from the annotation of a GenBank genome assembly.
AUGAUGAAAGUUGCUUUUGCUUUUCGUCCAUUUCCGGCCAGUUACAAACCAACAUGUGAUGCGACUUUACCUGCUUCACCUUCUUGGCAUCAUCCUUUACAAACAUCUUCAUCUAUUCCAUAUAUAAGUACUUAUCAACGACAUGCAACUACAAUUCAUGUUAAUGGUGUACCAUAUACAGUCAUGCGUUUACUUGGUGAAGGACUUCAUAGUCGAGUGUAUGCCGCUUAUGAUUCUCGAACAAAUAAAUCCGUAGCAAUUAAAGUUGUUCAAAAUAUUGAUCCAGUUGAUAGACAUGAAAAUUCGAAAAUGUUUUUUAAAGAAAUACGUUAUUUAACAAAAUUACAACCACGUAAUCCAUAUGUUAUUCGUGUUUAUAAUCAUGAAUAUGAUACGAAAACACAAACGGGUAAAAUUGUUAUGGAAAGUGGACAUGAUUUUCGUUUUAUGUUACCAUUACAAGUUUCACCGAAACAAAAAAAAAUGUCUAUACCACAAGCGAAAUAUUAUUGGUCUCAAAUGGUUGAAGCUGUUGCAAUAUUACAUCGAAAUGGAAUUGUUCAUUCAGAUAUUAAACCGGAAAAUUUUAUAAUGACAUCCGGUGAUCAACUUCGUAUUAUUGAUUUAGGUCUUUCUUUUCGUAUUUCACCAUCGCAAACAUCAAUAUUAAGACCAUUUGCAGGUACACCUGAAUAUAUGCCACCAGAAGUAUGUCAGAUACAAAAUGGUCGUUAUUCUCGUCAAGGUCGUGCAUCAGAUAUAUGGGCACUUGGUGUUCUUCUUUUUGAAAUGGUCUUUGGUUAUCGACCAUUCGAACAUAUACAAGAUAAUUUUGAUAAAAUGUCAUAUAUUGCCCGACUAACACAAAGUCCAGUCAUUCCAUCAACAAACAAUUCUCAUCUACGUGAUAUUCUUCAGCAAUGUUUGCAAAUAAAUCCAAUUGAUCGUCCUAGUGCUCAACAAUUAUUACAACAUCCUUUUCUUAAUAUUUAA